Hippocampus comes (tiger tail seahorse) is the source of this 4947-nucleotide messenger RNA. RefSeq names its product period circadian clock 2 (gene per2). The coding region runs from base 261 to 4817 and encodes 1518 amino acids. The transcript is spliced from 24 exons. The record is from RefSeq and is a predicted model, not a curated record. NCBI's taxonomy places the organism in Eukaryota, Metazoa, Chordata, Actinopteri, Syngnathiformes, Syngnathidae. Gene Ontology annotation, cellular component: nucleus; cytoplasm. Gene Ontology annotation, molecular function: transcription cis-regulatory region binding; transcription corepressor binding. Gene Ontology annotation, biological process: circadian regulation of gene expression; negative regulation of transcription by RNA polymerase II; entrainment of circadian clock by photoperiod.
UACCUUCGCUGGAGCUCCACCACGCAGUGCGCGUACAAAUCUGACCGAGAAAGGAACUGUGUCACGAGCAGUAUAGAACGAUAUCUACGUGCAACUUUUGGAUUCAAAAUUUUAGUUCAGCGUCUACACGAGGACCGGGCUCAUUUGUUGUUGACGAUCAGUCCUGUUCCAUCCCUCGGUCACCUUCACUGACGAUGGGGUGAUUGCGGUCUCUCUACACAACUUCAACACCAACGAUCAGAAGUCAGCUCAUCCUCCUGAUGUCAGAAGAUUCAGAUUCCAAGCACUAUUGCUUUUCGGUACCGAAGGACCAAGAUGGCGCUUCGAGCUGCCGAGCAUCCACAUCGUGCGGCUCCGUGCCGAGGGGGGCCUCUGGCUGCGGCUCCAUGGCGCAGCUGCAACGGAUGAGCAGCUACAGCCAAGGCGGGCCCGAGCUCGGCCUGCCGUCGGAGGGCAGCGACAGCAGCGGCCAUGACGCCCCUUCUGCCGGGCCGCGCAAACUUCGCAAGAGUUCUCGUUCCCUCUCGCGUCCGGAGGAGGACGUGGAGAUGAAGAGCAGCGGGUCCUGCGGCAGCGGGACCGAGUCGCACGGCAACGAGAGCCACGGCAACGAGAGCCAUGGCCACGAGAGCAACGGUCACGAGUCGACGGGCAGCUCCAACAGUAACAGCAAAGAUUCCGCUUUGUUGGAGUCUUCUGGAAGCAACAAGAGCUCAAACUCCCACAGUCCAUCUCCCCCCAGUAGUUCAAAUGCCUUCAGUUUGCUGAGCUCCGAGCAGGACAACCCUUCCACCAGUGGUUGCAGUAGUCAGGAAUCUGCUAAAGCCAAGACUCAAAAGGAAGUGCUGAAGACCCUGAAAGAGCUGAAGCUGUACCUGCCUGCCGAGAAGAGGCAAGGCAGCAAUUCCUCCACGUUGAACACGCUCAAGUACGCUCUGCGCUGCGUCAAGCAGGUGGAAGCCAAUGAGGAGUAUUACCAGUUGCUGAUGACCAAUGACAGUCAACCUUCCGGCCUGGAUGUAUCUUCGUACACCAUUGACGAGAUAGACAGCAUUAUGUCGGAAUACACCCUCAAAAACAAUGACAUUUUCGCAGUGGCCGUGUCACUCAUCACGGGAAAGAUCGUAUACAUCUCCGACCAGGCUGCCUCCAUCCUGAACUGCAAAAGGGACGUGUUCAACAACAGCAAGUUUGUGGAGUUCCUGAUCCCGCAGGAUGUCAGCAUGUUCUACAGCUUCACCACGCCAUACCGCCUGCCCUCUUGGAGCAUGUGCAGUGGGGCUGAGUCAUUGCCGCCUGACUGCAUGCCGGAGAAGUCCUUCUUCUGCCGUAUCAGUGGACGUAAGGAGUGCAAAGGCGACCUGCAGUACUACCCCUUCCGAAUGACUCCGUACCUGAUGAAAGUCCAAGUGGCAGCACACGCCGAGGACCAGUUCUGCUGCCUCCUCCUGGCCGAGAGGGUUCACUCGGGUUAUGAUGCACCCCGGAUUCCGACAGAUAAGCGCGUCUUCACCACCACGCAUUCUCCAAGUUGCGUGUUCCAGGAUGUGGAUGAACGAGCCGUUCCUCUCCUGGGUUACCUCCCCCAGGAUCUGAUUGGCACAUCGGUCCUCCUCCACUUGCAUCCUAACGACAGACCCGUCAUGCUGGCCAUUCACAGAAAGAUCCUCCAGUAUGCCGGGCAGCCGUUCGAUCACUCGUCGAUCCGAUUCUGCGCACGCAACGGUGAAUACGUCAUGCUGGAUACCAGCUGGUCCAGUUAUGUCAACCCCUGGAGUCGCAAGGUCUCCUUUGUGAUCGGGAGACACAAAGUACGAAUGGGCCCUGUAAAUGAGGAUGUAUUCAUGGCCCCGCUCUCUGCUGGAGCCGAGUCAAAGACCAUGGACUCGGACAUCCAGGAGAUCACUGAGCAGAUCCACAGGCUCCUUCUGCAGCCGGUUCAUAACAGUGGGUCCAGUGGCUACAGGAGUCUGAACAGCACCGACCACCUCCUGGGCAUGACCUCCUCUAGCGAGAGCCUCAACAAUGGCACCAAGUUCCACCAAGAGGACGAUGAGGAGGAAGAAGUGAGCAGCAAAGCCCGGCCGCGAACCUUCCAGGAAAUCUGUAAAGGAAUUCAUCUCCAGAAGCACCAGGAACAGUGCAAGAAAAUCAAUAGCAGUAAGUCGAGAAUCCCGACCUGUUCUAUUUGGACCGAUCCUGCCUUGCGUUCACCCCUUAACUCCCUCACUUUAGUCGAGUCUGCUCAGAAGAACCCGGCAGUGGUGAGGCCCAAGGACUUGUCGGCCUUACUCAGCUGGAAGGAGAGCGCCCCCCCGAUGGAGGAGAACCGAUCCUCAUCCCACGAGGAGAUGCCACUCAAUGACCAGACGGUCUACUCCUACCAGCAGAUCAGCUGUCUAGACGGUGUUAUCAGGUACUUGGAGAAUUGCAAUGUUCCCUUCGCUCUGAAGAGGAAAUGUCAAUCCUCCUGUAACACCACGUCCUCUGACGAGGACAAACACAAAGUCGGCGCCACAGUCCAGGCUUCUCAAGAACCGGCCUUGUUGAAGGAUCAGCACGGUCUCUCCACUUUGGAUGACCCCGAUAAAAAGUCCAGUGACGCGGCCAGAGCGGUAGUGGGCACUUCGCUGCCCCUACCUUUACCUAACAAGCCAGAAAGCGUGGUGUCCAUCACCAGCCAGUGUAGCUACAGUAGCACCAUAGUUCAUGUUGGGGACAAGAAACCUCAGCAAGAAUCAGAGAUCACAGAGGAUGUGUCAGGGGCGGGUGAAGUGGCAGAAUGCAGCCACAACCCGGCACAGGCGCCUCCAUCUUGGGGUGUUUCGCCUCGGGGCCAAGAAAGGGAGUCGUACAGGAAACUGGGUUUGACCAAGCAGGUUUUGGCAGCCCACACGCAGAAGGAAGAGCAGAGCUUCCUGAUUCGCUUCAAGGAAUUGCGCAGGCUCACUGCCCUCAAGGCCAACUGUUCGCAGUACCUGGAGCGGCAGAGAGAGAAAAACACUGAUGGUGCACAAGCCGCCCAGCAUAGGAAGCAAAACGGCCUGGGGUCUGAGCACAACGCGGCGCGGCGCAGCGCGCGCAACAGAAAGACCAAAUCCAAGCGAGCCAAGCAGACCGAGUCCUCGGACAGCACCGCGUCUUAUCCGAGGCACCAGCAGCCGCGAGGUCCCCCGCUGAACCAAGCCCUCAACCCCACAUCCUGGUCCGUUUCCGACACGUCGCAGUCCAUGUUGCCCGUAGCCUACCCAGGGUACCCCCUCCAGGUUUUCCCCAGAGACGCUUCUGUUGCGCCCCACGUGAACACCCCUCUGCAAUGUUUCGGUGACAAACAAGGGGCUCCUCCCUGCCCACCAGGAGUCCCUCAUUCGCCCUACACAGCACCGAUGGUGGCUCCCAUCAUGGCUCUUGUGCUGCCGAAUUACCUUUACCCAGCCUUGGGUCCCGGACCUCCGCAGCCGGCGUACCAGCUGGGGACUGAUGCUUUCCCCAUCCAAGCCCAACCUUACGCCCAGCCCGCCUUUCCGGGACAAGCGACCAUAAUGACUCCUGCCCCGUUCAACCCUCAGAGCCCCCAGCCCGCCUUUCCGGGACAAGCGACCAUAAUGACUCCUGCCCCGUUCAACCCUCAGAGCCCCUUUACCCCUCAAAUGGGCUACGUGGCGCCGUCGUUCUACUUCCCCCCGGCCACUUCAGAAGUUCCCAAGGUCCCGGUGGUGGCGGGCCAGUCUCGUGCCUCCACGCCACAGUCCGCUUCGCCGCCGCUGUUCCAGUCCCGCUGCAGUUCUCCUCUGAACCUCUUGGAGUUGAAGCUCUCCGGGGACCGGCAGGACGGCACAACGUUGCCCUCCGCGGGACAAGGCGGCAAUGUGGCCGAACGGGAGAAAGGGGCGGCAGGGACCCCCCAGGCCAAAGAACUGAAUCAGCCAUCUCUCAGUCUCCUUGGUCCACCUGGACCGUUGUAUUGCGAGGGCACGAUCCAUGUCUGUGAGCGUUUGUCUUGGGAUAAAGGCAUGUUCUCUUCUAGGCUGAGGGCUUGCAGCAGUGAGGCGAGUUCUCGCGGCGACUGCAACAACAGCGACAACAACUCAUCGUCGAGCGACAUGCUGGACAUCAUCCUGCAGGAGGACUCGUGUUCGGGCAGCGGCUCGGCCACCUCGGGGUCCGUGCGAUCUCGCUCCAACGGCUGCGGCACCUCGGCCAGCGGGACGUCCAACAGCAGAGCGUCGGCCAGCGGGAUCUCCGCAAGUGUGGAAGGUAGCAACAGCAGCAAAUACUUUGGCAGCGUGGACUCGUCGCAGAAGAGCCAAAAUGUCAAAGGUCACUCGAGCGGCAGCGAGAUGGAGCCCAGCGAGCGCUUCGUCAACUACAUCCUCCAAGAUCCCGUUUGGCUCCUCAUGGCCAAGGCCGAUGACAAAGUCAUGAUGACCUAUCAGCUGCCCUCACGCGACAUCCAGAAGGUUCUCAAGGAGGACCGCGAGAAGCUGCGGCUGAUGCAGAAGAGUCAGCCGAGCUUCACGGAGGAGCAGAAGAAGGAGUUGAUGCAGGUGCACCCCUGGAUGAAGAAGGGCGGCCUGCCCAAAGUCCUGGAGGUCAAGGUGUGCUCGUGUUGCGACGGUGCCAUCCACGCGCCGUCCACUGAUGACCUGCCGGACUUGGAUCUGGUCGAGCAGGAGGCCCUGGUGGAGGGGGGCUGCCAGAGGACCCCUCCCCCUGAGGACCCCUCUGACAUCAUCGACACAUCUGCAUGCUCUCAGACAGAAACAAAUAGUCGACUGAAUGCACACGCACACAAAAGAAAAAUCAAGACUUUUUAACAUGUGACUGACCAUCUGUUGUUUUCUGGGCAGGGGAGCUUGGGGGCGCUCUUCAUUCCAAAACAUUAAGCGUCUACCUCUUGCCGUUAAGACUUUGAAUGUGUCUCAUAAUUUUUGGACAAAUUUUUUU